Messenger RNA from Rubroshorea leprosula, 1994 nucleotides. NCBI's taxonomy places the organism in Eukaryota, Viridiplantae, Streptophyta, Magnoliopsida, Malvales, Dipterocarpaceae. The record is from the annotation of a GenBank genome assembly.
AGAUCUAGUUCGUCUUAAAAUAGCAAUAUAACAAGCUAAACAACUUUUGCAGUGUCACAUAGCAGAAUAGAAAGUUUUAGCUGGUGGUGUAGAGAUCACUGAGGAAUUGAUCCGGAGAAUGUCAGAAACAGACUUGGAAAUACCAGAUGUAAAUGGUUUCACGGCUCUUCACGUUGCUGGUCGUCAUGGGAAGAAGAUAGCAGAAUGCUUGAUUAAAAAGAAUCCGAAGUUACUAACCCUUCCCGAUCAGCGAGGAUUUCUCCCCAUUAUAGGGGCAUGUGCUUCUGGUGAUAAGGAUUUGACCAAUAUAACUUCAUUCAUCCCAAGUUCAUUGGCAUUCUUGCCAUAUAUGAUACAUGAUCAGCGUGCCAGUGUGUUUUUGUCUAAUAAAUAUUUUUUUGUUGAGAAAGCAGAUAUCUCAUUGUAUUUACUUCGGAAAUAUCCAAGCUUGGCCGUCACCAAAGACGAUCGCGACGUUACUCCGAUUCUAAAAUUGGCCAAUGAACCGUCUGCAUUCUUUAGUGGAAGUGGUAUUGGAUUUUGGCAACGUUUAAUUUAUCAUUGUAUAAAGAUAAACAAACACAGGUUUUCUAAUGAUGUCAGUUCCUCUAAUGAUGUUCGAAUUCCUCUUACUCACCAAGACCAGAAUGAAGAGAAAAACAUCAAAAUGCAAGCCUUUUUUGGACUUCGUGCAUUGGACUUAAGGCUUCUAAAGUUACCUGGAAUCAAGCAAAUUUAUGAUUUGAAGUUGAUCCAUACACUUUCGAUUGAGGUUCUAAAAUGUAUGUGUGAACACAUAACAACUUUAAAUCGCAAGGAAAGUGAAGAAGGUCUAUUGUUUCGUGCUUUCUUUCAAGCUAUCCAGAAUGGCAUGGAGGAGUUUGUGGUUGCAUUGUUGAAAGCCAGACCACAAAUAAUUAAGCUAGUUGCUACAAAUUCAAGAAACACUUUCAUGUGUGCACUUCAAUAUCGUCAAGAAAAAAUUUUCAGCUUCUUUUGUAGCAUUGAUGGAUGGAAGCCCCGUUUUUAUAGGACCGAUUGUUUCGGUAAUAAUUGCUUACAUAUAGCAGGUAUGUUAGCCCCUGACUUUCAACUAGCUUGCAUUUCUGGAGCAGCCCUGCAAAUGCAAAGAGAACUGCAGUGGUUCAAGGAGGUUCAAAACAUUGUUCCAGAGUGGUGUAAAAAAUCUAGAAAUAGAGAUGGUGAAACUCCUAGUGAUGUAUUUACAAAGAGCCACAAGGAAUUGGCAAAACAAGGGGAGAAAUGGAUGAAAGCCACAGCGCGUUCUUCUAGUGUUGUUGGCUCUCUCAUAAUUACCAUCAUGUUUGCUGCAAUUUUAACUGUUCCUGGUAGUAACAAUCAGGAAACUGGCGUUCCCAUUUUCUUGCGUAAAAAAUCAUUUAUGGUAUUCUUGAUAUCAGAUGCAAUUUCCCUCUUCACUGCAUCCAUCUCAGUGUUGAUGUUUCUGGGAAUCCUCACAUCGCGUUAUGCCGAGGAAGACUUUUACAAGUCCUUACCUCAGAAGUUGAUUUUGGGCCUUUCAACACUCUUCAUCUCUAUAGCAACAAUGAUGGUAACAUUUUCUUCUGCUCUUAUAAUUAUGGUACAAGGCCGUCGGUCAGUAAUUCUUCCAAUAAUUCUGCUAGCUGCUCUUCCUGUCACUCUUUUUAUGUGGCUGCAAUUUCCGCUCCUUGUUGAAAUUUUUAUUUCAACCUAUAGACCAGGAAUCCUUGUUAAGACAAAGAAGCAGUGGCAUUAGCACAGUAAAUGUGUCCAAUUUGCUCAUCAUGUAAUCUUCGAACUUAUAUUAGUAAUACAUGCUCCUAAUCAUGUACUGUGUGUUUCGGAACUAGCUCAUUUCUCCAUAAAUUCAAACUUUCUAUUCACAUUCACAAAUACAGAUCACAACCAUCUGUAGAUCAAAGCAAUAGCAUAUGCUUUUGUGAUUCAUUUCGAUAAUAACUUCCAUAUAUAAAUAUAAAGAAUUAUUGUUU